AUGACAAUAGAAUGUAUUGCCUUCUCCGAAGGACAGAACGCUAAAAAGUACAUUACAAUUGAAGAAAAACUGAAACCUCUGUUGAUGUCCAUGAAACUGUUUGGAAUGUACUUCGACCCAAAACAGGUUUCCAGGAUCAUCAAAGAUCAGUUUCUCGUAUUUAGGCAGGUCAUUUCCAAGAAGAUCCAGGAAGCAGAUGACCACAUUCCUGAACGUCUGCCAGAACUCAGAUCUCGUUACACGCAGCUUUGUCAGGCUGUGGACAGCAUCAACAGAACCUUUAAAUGGAUCCUCGGAAUAUCGUUUUUCCUUCAGGUUUUCAUGGCCUGUUUCAUUUCGUAUCAGAUGAUUAAUCGCCCACAGGAGAUGUUUACAUUUUUUGCCAAUUCAUUUUGGCUUGGAGGAUGUUUUCUAACCAUAAUCUUGCUGACAAGGAGCAGCUCUGGUGUACAUGAGGCGGCACAUUCUUUGCUGGAGGAUAUAUUCCACACUGGCACAAAAAAUGCCACAACAGAACUUCUAGGACAGCUGAGCCUAUUUGUCUUCAAACUGACAGGAACAUCAAUUGGCUUCACAGUCAUUAACUUCUUUGUCAUCACAAACGAGUUCCUUUUGACUCUGAUUGGACUGUUCAUCACCUACUUCUUCCUCCUGCUGCAGUUCAAGCUAUAG
Messenger RNA from Haliotis rubra (blacklip abalone), 672 nucleotides. RefSeq names its product gustatory receptor family protein 3-like. Lineage: Eukaryota; Metazoa; Mollusca; Gastropoda; Lepetellida; Haliotidae. The record is from RefSeq and is a predicted model, not a curated record. The coding region runs from base 1 to 672 and encodes 223 amino acids. The transcript has 5 exons. Gene Ontology annotation, biological process: sensory perception of taste. Gene Ontology annotation, cellular component: membrane.